Molecule: messenger RNA, 1054 nt
Organism: Lucilia sericata (common green bottle fly)
Lineage: Eukaryota; Metazoa; Arthropoda; Insecta; Diptera; Calliphoridae
Exons: 2
Coding region: 230-916 (228 amino acids)
Source: RefSeq, a predicted model, not a curated record
AGACGCCGCAUAAAACUUAAUACAAUAGCUUACAAGCCGAUCAGUCGUCAACAUUUCACUAUAGAUGUAGGUAGUUAGAUUUGAAAUAAAGUUGGUUAAAUAAAAUUCUAAACGAAAUACAACAAAUAAUUAUACCAAAUAAGAACAAAUAAGUGAAGGUGUAAAUAAAUAUUUUUGUUAAACAAAAAUUUAAUUAUUUUACAAAUUUGCUAAAGAAUAAUAACAAAUUAUGUUAAGCUGUCAUAAGUUAUGGUUUUUGUUGGUGGUGGCGAUUUUGCUAGAAAAUCACCUGACAAGGGCAAACCCCGUGGCAGAAGCUAAAGCCGAACCAAUUGCUGAAGCUGGAGUACAAGCGGAUAUAGCCAAAUUGUUGCUAAUCAAAGAUGAUGUGAUACCCGAUAAAGUGGAAAAGGAUACUAAGAAAGUGAUACGUGUUAAUCCUUUGGAUUUGCCACCCAUUAAAGAAGAUCCUAAUGCUUUAAAUGAAGACUCUUCGCUAUACAAUAUACAAUCCCUCAAGCCAAUAAACAAACGAAAAUAUACCAAUAUGCGUCGUUCUAAGCCACAAAAAGAAAAUAUGCCAUCAGCUGCUCUAAGUGACACGCCCAUUAUUAGAGGUUUUUCUUUAUUACCCAGUGCCGAAAAAACGCUAAAACCUAAACAUCAACCCAAAAAGAAACAAUUACAUUUUCUCUAUAAUCAAGAGGAUUUAGCGGGUAAUCUAUUAUCGAAAACUAUGCGUGUUCAUGUGGCUCCGGGAGCCUAUCCUGUCUACUAUGUGCUAUCAAAGACUAAUGGUCGUUUUGGCAAAUAUCCUUUGAAAAGUUUUGAUAGUGCUCAGGCAUUUAAGAAGUAUUUGGUGAAAUAUAAACUAGAGCAUUCAGCUGCUCUGGAGUCAUAUGCGGAAGAUGAAUGAAGUGUUUUCAAAAGCUUAUUGUGUAUAUUAUUGGCGAUAAAAUAGUAUUUAAUAUUUAUUAUAAUUAAAUUUUAAGUUAAUUUUUAAGGAACCCCUUUUUUUAUACAAAAUAUAUGUGAGAAAAAGAAGUUAUUUUAU